AAAAUAUUUUAGAGGGGAAUAAAAAUGUAUUGGCCCCUAUGGAAGCAGAUAGACAGCAAUCGGUUCUUCUUCUUCACAGUUCGAGGGAUCGAUCAAUCUCUUCACAGUCGUCUCUUCAAUGGCUUCCAUGGACGGUCUGGUUCCGAUAACUAGGGCUUUUCUUGCUUCUUAUUACGACAAGUACCCCUUCACUUCUCUCUCCGACGAUGUCUCUCGCCUCACGACUGAAAUUCGUUCCGUGGCCAACGAUUUGUGCAAGGAUUUCCCGCCCAUUGAAGGGAUAUAUGGACACCUAACUGGGAAAUUGACAUCACAUAUGACCGCGAAACUUGCUAAGAAGGAUCAAUUUGAUUUACAAGGAGACCCUGUUGAUGUAGAGAAGGCAAUGAACACAAAAUUUGGUCGGAGAUUGAGUAACCAUACUUAUAGGCUGCACAAACAAUUCAUGGAGUUGAAGGAGGCUAAAGGGGAGGAGUAUGCAAGAAACCACCCACCGAAGAAUGACGAUCCUACCAAGUGGAUAGAUCUUAUUGAUAAAAAGUGGAACACUAAAGAAUUUCUGGAACAAUCAAAGGCCAACAUCGCGAACAGAGAAAGGAUGUAUACAAAACAUAGGUGUGGUUCUAGGUCAAUCCCUGUUAGAGUAGAAAAACUGGCACGAGAAAAGAAGAUGCUACCUGAUCUAGCAGAGUUGUACAAGGAAACUCACUAUAAUGAGAAAACACACGAGUGGAUCUCAUCUCAAGCUCAGUGUAAUUAUGAAAAUAUGAUACAGACAUAGGCUGAUCACCUCUCACAGUCGGGAACAACCCCUUUGACUGCAGAAGAGCUAUCAAUCAAAGUCCUAAAGCCAAGGUCUGGCUAUGUGAAGGGACUUGGCAUGAGACCUUCAUCCUCUAUUAAGAGAGCCACUACCAUAUAUGCUGAAACAAAUGAUUACGUGAAGCGCCUUGAGAUGCAAAUAAAGACACAAAAGGAACAAACACAAAUGCAGAACAAUAAAAUAAAAGAUCUUGAAGAGGGUAAGAAGAAGCAAGGGGAGAUAAUGGCUGAUGUUGUCAACUUUUUGAGGACCAAAGGAUUCACUGGACACUUUGGAAGUGGAGGGAACUCAUCCACAAGUGGACAUACUUCUUGAUUGGAUUGGGGUGGCAUUUUUGACGUGCAACAAUGAUGUAAUUUGUUUGAAUGUUCAUUUUUGUUUGAUAAGGAUACACAUACAGUUACACUAGUUAUUGUUGGAUUUUUGGUGGAAUUGAACAAGUUAUAACUUUUGGAUA
Messenger RNA from Camellia sinensis, 1280 nucleotides. The record is from RefSeq and is a predicted model, not a curated record. NCBI's taxonomy places the organism in Eukaryota, Viridiplantae, Streptophyta, Magnoliopsida, Ericales, Theaceae.